AUGUUUGUGGGAUGCUACAGGUUGGGCAGGAAGGCGAAGUUCGGAUGUUCAGAGGUCGAGUGGGUGGUAGGUAGAUGCAACUCCGAUGGACUACUAGCGAAUCCUGGGAAGGAAGAAUUCACCCUUGCUAUCGUGGGAAAGAAGAGGCUCUGA
This is a messenger RNA of Sclerotinia sclerotiorum 1980 UF-70, 153 nucleotides long. RefSeq lists its product with no specific name. The transcript is spliced from 3 exons. The record is from RefSeq and is a predicted model, not a curated record. NCBI's taxonomy places the organism in Eukaryota, Fungi, Ascomycota, Leotiomycetes, Helotiales, Sclerotiniaceae. The coding region runs from base 1 to 153 and encodes 50 amino acids.